Anopheles bellator is the source of this 975-nucleotide messenger RNA. RefSeq names its product retinaldehyde-binding protein 1-like. The transcript has 2 exons. Gene Ontology annotation, cellular component: membrane. The record is from RefSeq and is a predicted model, not a curated record. Bases 1 to 975 code for a protein of 324 amino acids. Lineage: Eukaryota; Metazoa; Arthropoda; Insecta; Diptera; Culicidae. Gene Ontology annotation, molecular function: phosphatidylinositol bisphosphate binding.
AUGGCGUCCAGCUCCGUACCUGGGCCGUUGUCCGUGGAAAAGUGUCCUCCACGGUACGAGGACAACGACGACGGGUCCCCACCAUCGGAACUGCACCGAUCGAUUGCCAAACAGGAACUGGGUGAAACGGAGCAGGGUCGGGUGCAGGCGUUGGCCGAGCUGCGCCGAUGGAUCGCCGCGCAUCCGCACAUACGCAAGUGUCGCACCGAUUCCCUGUUCCUGUUGCGGUUCGCGCGUGCCCGUCUCUACGAUCUGGAUGCGGCCCGUCUAGCGAUCGAGCGCUAUCUCACGAUGCGUCAGACGUUUCGCCUGUGGUACGAAAACCUCGAGCCCACCGAUCGCUAUAUGCGCGAGCUGGUGGACGAGGUACGCGGCUGUCUGCCGCUCGGUGUGGAUCGGGCUGGCCGCAUGGUGGCCCUGGUUCGGGUGCGCAGUUUCGAUGUCACGCGCUACAACUGCUAUCACCUCGGACGCUUCCAGCACAUGCUGAUGGAAGCGUACUUUGACGAUACGGCGGUCCAGAUUGGUGGAGGUGUCGCGAUCAUAGAUUGUGCCGCGGCCACGAUGGGCCAUUUCAUGUGCUUCAAGCUGGCGGAUGUGAAAAACUUUAUCGAUUGCGUCCAGCAUGCUCUGCCGGUGCGCGUGAAGGAAGUGCACAUUGUUCACCUGCCCCUGAUCGGACAGGCCCUCGGGAAUCUCGUGCUUAGCUUCGCCGGUGAAGAGCUUCGGAAGCGCAUAUUCUUCCACGGCACGAUGGACGGUGUGUUGAAGUACGUCGAUCGCGAUCUGCUGCCGCUAGAGUACGGUGGAAAGUCUAGCCCGGAAGAGAUUACCCUGAAGCUGAAGGACCGACUUGCUGCCAGGCGGGACAUGCUACUGUUGUUAGAUCAAAUGGAAAUCGAUUGUGCACCGUACGCUCACUUUUGGAACGAAACCAGCGAAGGCGACAUCGAGUUUGGGAUGGAGAUUGACUGA